Messenger RNA from Funneliformis mosseae, 5892 nucleotides. Lineage: Eukaryota; Fungi; Glomeromycota; Glomeromycetes; Glomerales; Glomeraceae. The record is from the annotation of a GenBank genome assembly.
AUGACAGAAGUUGAUUUUGUCGAUAACGUGCUUCUCGCAUUAAAGGGAAAUAACACGGAGAAAAAAAUUGAAGCGAUAACGAAAUUAGAAGACGAAUUGUUGGAGGAAACUCCGCUAGAGCCGCAAGUAAUUAGUCAACUUGUGCCUGCCUUAAGAGAUGCUCUUAAAGGCUCUCAACAACAAGUUUCAUAUGUAGCGCUUAUAUGUCUGAACCCUUUUAUAUCUUUAAUAGCUGAAUCACAUCCAACAUUUCUUAAGAAUGUUGUUGUAGCUUUUUCAGCGGCUGUUAUAGAUAAGUUAGGGGAUACUAGAGACAAAGCAAGAGAUGCAGCAUUAAACGUUUUAUUGACAAUGUGGAUUUCAGCGGCCAAUGGCGGUAAUGUAAUCACGGCACCAUUAGUAACCAUAAUCAAAGAAACGGCCUUUGAGCAUAAACAGUGGAGAGCUCGCGAACAGAUUUUACAAUGGAUAGUAAAUUGUACUAGAAGAGUUUCGGAUUUUUCCAUAAAACAAUGGGUUCCAUAUAUGGUAAAAUUAUUGGAAGAUCCUCAUGAGCAAGUGAGAGAAACUGCAAAAGAUAGAAUAGUUUUACUUUUCAGUGGCGCGGCAGCACACGCUAAGUUAGAUCUUAAACGUGAACUCGAGAAGCAGUCAGUGCGAGCUGCAAUAACGGAAUAUAUUUUAUCAAAAAUGGGCUCUAAUUAUGGUGAGGCGAAUGACAUAGAAACUAUUCCAGAUAAUAUGACAGAGCCUAUAGAGGAAGAUUAUAUGAGCGUUGGUACUCCGAAUGAAGAAACAUCAAGAUCAAUAGGAUCUAAUAGACCUUCUAGUUCAGCAGAUGAAAUUGGAAUAAUGCGUAUCGAAAGUGCAAAAGAACUGGAAAAAGAGUUUCAAAAUUUAUUGACACCAUUCUCAGGAAAAGAAUCCGAACAAAAUUGGUUAAUUCGUGAGAGAAAUAUUAAUAAAUUGAGAUCUUUGACAAGAGGAGAUGCAGCAUCACAAUAUCCAGAUGCAUUCAUAAAUGGUUUGAAAUUAAUUAUGAGUGGUAUUCUUACAUCACUUACAAGUUUACGUACAACGCUUACUUUAGCUGCAAGUGGAUUAAUCAAAGAUUUAGUAUCACACCUAGGAACAAACAUGGACCCUUUCGCAGAUAAUUUGCUUGCAAAUUUAUUAAAGAUGGUUCAAUCAACAAAAAAAAUAGUGGCACAAGCUGCUGCAAACUCCGCAAAUUCUUUAUUCCAAUAUUGUUCAUAUCAUGCUAGACUUGUUACUCAACUUUGGCAUGCAAUGGAAGAAAAGAACAUUCAAUUACGAGCUUAUACUAUUGGGUUUGUGAAGACAGUUAUUCAAACACAUGCUGAUCGAAGGGACACAAUGGAACGAACCGGUGGUGUUGAAUCUCUAGAAAAGUGUGUCCGAAAGGGCUUAACUGAUGCUGCACCUAAAGUGAGAGAAGGAUGUCGCGAAGUAUUUUGGACAUUUUAUGAAGUCUGGCCAGAUAGAGGAGAAAAGAUUUUGAAAAUUUUGGAACCUGCGGUAAAAAAAAAGCUAGAACGCGAUCGACCAAGAAAUAUGUCAUUAACACCCUUAUCAUCAACAUCAUCACAACCGAGACGAUCCACUACACCUGCUCCAAAAAGUCGAGCUAGAUCUUCGAGUUUUGGUAAAUCACGACGACCUAGUAUUCCAUCUGAUAGUGGUGCUAGUGAUAAUUAUUCAAUGUCGAAAUCGCCAGUAAGUAAUCCAUCUACUUUACGUUCGAAAUCGCCCGCACCACCCUCCAUGAGAAGUAAAUCCACAACACCAAAAUCUCCCAUGAAGUCUUCACCAAUCAAAAAUGGUUCACCUAAUUCAACACAGAUAUCAAAUAUACAACCUAGAAAACUGACAAUUGUUGAACAAUUAGAACAUAAUGAUUGGACUACUCGAGUCGAAGGACUAUUCAAUGUGGCUGAAUUAGUUGUAAAAAGGUCAUUAGAACCAACUUCAGCAAACAAAACGGGAUAUGAUUUCAAAAAAUCGCCACUUCCCCCAGAUGAAGAAUUAGGUCCAAUAUUACUUAAUGUGUUGAACGAUCAAAAUCCUAAGGUUAUUGAAAACUUUUUGGCCCCUAACGUUAUUACCGAAAUGGCGAGGGUGAUUCGUCUCGAAAACUUAAUACCAAGACUUAUUUUAUUUGCUAAUGAUGAUAAUAAAUCGGAACAAUCGAUGAUAAUUCAAAAUCUUUUUCCUGGGGUGAAGAAUGCUAUCGGAACCGAACAUGCUCUUUUGGGUUUGAAUAAAUGUUUAUUAUUAUUAACCAAUUCCGGAACAACAUCGAAAAAGUCAUCCUUUGUAUAUACACUACCACAAAAACGUAAAAUUUUAAAUGGAAUUUUAUUGUGGUUUAAUGAAAUAAUUGAACCCAAAUUAGAGCUAGUUGAAAAUGAUCAAGAGCUUACUGGGUUUUUAGGAGAUGUUGAUAAAUACAACCUCCUUACAAAACGACUUAUUCCACUAGUCAAUAAUACUAAGGAAUCAUCAGAAAAUUACGAGCCUCUCAGUAGAUUAUUGAUAAAUUUGCAUAAACUAGAUCCUGAUGCAUUUGAAACCAUCUUAUUUUCUUUCGAAGGUAAAGUAGUAGAUUUAGUGGGUAAUAUGUUGCAAAAAGAGCGUGAAGAGCAGCAACAACGCGAGCAUGAAUUACAACAACAACGGCUGCGUGAGUUACAGCAGCAAAGAGAGCAGAAGCAACAAGAACGCGAAUUGCAAAAACAAAAGGAGCGAGAAUUACAAAAACAAAGAGAUCUUGAAUUUCAACAGCAACAACGCGAAUUUGAGUUGCAGCAACAACGCGAGUUCGAGUUACAGCAACAACGCGAAUUCGAGUUACAGCAACAGCGUGAAAUUGAAAUACAACAACAGCGUGAACUUGAAUUGCAGCAUCAACGUGAAUUAGAACUUCAAAAACAACGCGAAUUUGAACAGCGAGAAAUUGAACUUCAACAAGAACGCGAAUAUGAACUUCAACAGCGUGAACUCGAAAUACAACAGCAACGCGAAGCUGAAUUACAACGACAGCACGAAAUUGAAUUGCAUAAGCAACAUGAAUAUGAAUUACGUGAGCGUGAAUACGAAAGAGAAAUGCAGGCACAUCUAUACGCUCAUAGGCCUCCUCCGUUGCAACUUCAAUCGUCAAAUAAAUUUUCGUCCCAAAAUUCACCACUCUCUCAAAAAACUAUGAUCAAAGAUAACAUUAACGAUUGGGUGGAAAAUCAGAGGGUACCACAUUUAUCGCAAAGAGACGAUGAUUUAAGAAACUCUAAAGAAAAGGAUAUUUUAAGGGAACAAGAAUGGGCACGGAAAAAUCGACCAAAAACAGCUGAACCUCAUUGGCUUGAUCCACGUCCAAGAGAUAUUGAUAGAGUAAGAAGAGCAAAAACUCCAACAAGAGAGAAUGAAUAUGAAAGGCGAAUGUAUAGAGAAAAUGGUAAUUGGGAUGAAAGGGAAAGACUCAUGUCUAGGGAUAUUGAUAUGUAUGAAAAGGAUGAUAUAUAUGAUGAUAGGCGAAGAGAAUUUGAAUUGAAUGAGAGGGAUAGGCGAGUUCCCAGAGAAUAUGACAAGAAUCAACGAUUCUUAAAAGAUUCUCAUGAAGACGAACUGGAUGGAAGAGAUAGACGCCCUUUCCCUAGAGGUUCUAACCAGAACGAUUUUGAUGAAAGAUUAGGUGGAAGACGUUCACUUAAAAAGACAAAAUCAACUGAUUGGGACGAUAAAAAUGGACGACCUAUCCGCAAAGAGCGGGAUAUAAAAGAUAAUGAAUGGGAUGAUGUUAGUAGUCGAUCUUCAGGAAAAGAGAGAGAUAAUGAUUGGGAAGAAAGAAGUGUUCGAUCAAUACCUAGAGACUUGAGAGAAGGAGAUUUUGAUGAAAAGUUAAGUCAACAUUCUUCAAGGGAUAAAAGAGACCAAGAAUGGGAUGAUAGAAUGCAUAGGCUUCGACCAAGAGAAUCAAGGGAGAGCUUGGAAGGUAAAAAUACUAGGCCAUCGCCUAGAUUUCCUAAAGAUAAUGACUCUGAUGAAAGGAGUUUAAAGGCAUCACCGAGGGAUCCACGUAAAAAUGAUUGGGAUGAAAGAAAUGCUUAUCGUGAUAAUGGCUAUUCAAAUAACAAGGCACCUGUAAGAGGUCCUGAAUGGAUCGAUAAGGGUAGAUACAGGUCAAGAGAUAGUGAUUGGACUGAGAGCACAGAUAGACAAAGUGAAGCUCAUGAGGAGGAUGGAGAUACUAUAAGCGAAUUUGACUUAACUCAGCCCGAGAAAUCGAAUAUCAAGGAAAGAGAUCAUAAUAGUAAGCCAGUAGAUCGAGUUGUAUCGUUACCGCCGCCUCCACAUGAUUUAGGAUAUCCAGAAUUUGAUGAUAAAGAUCCCGAGCUUGCAAAUUUGAAACAACUUGUAGAAAAAUUGGAUAUGGAGGAGGAAGAAGAUAUAAAUGAUGAAAAUGUCCCGGAAAAUUUUGCUGACAUGACAAUAAGUCGACCAGACAGUAUUUAUAUUUCUGAAGCCGUAUGGACUCAGUUAGAGAAUACAAUGAAUGGCAACAUGAACAAUCCAUUCUACUUGAAUCCUGAAGAACGGUUCAAAAGUGAUAAUAAUGGGGUAGAUGUAAAAUUAGCACCAAUUCAAGAAGACGAAGUGCCUGAAGUGCCUGAAUCGACACAUGUUGAAGAGAAAUCCAAAUCUCUUGAUGAUGAGUCGUCUCAGGUAACGAUGGAUAACGAUCUUCCAAAACGAAUAUUACAGUCAACUGUUUCAGAAACAGUCACUGAAAAUUCUUCAAAGUCGGACUUACCAAAUACAGUUUCGGAGAUAAUAGAAGAAAAAUCUGACAAAUCAGUUCUUUCAUCAAUAAAUACCGAAUCUAUUCCAGAAGAACCAUCUCCCACUAAUAUGCCUAUAAGUAAUGUCUCCGCAUCUGAAUUACCAUUACCUGCAUCACCAGUUUCCUCAGUGGGUAGUGGUAGUUCAAUAUCUGGUGCACGGGAUAGAGCUUUAAAAAGAGCUGAACGAUUUAAUUCUGGUUCACCUCUUCCUGGUGCUGCUCAAGAGAGACGUUUAUUGCUUGCGACAUUGUUGGCACGUUUGCAUGGUUAUGAUACAGACGUUCACCUGUUUCGUAAACUUAUCAGAAUAUCUAAAGAAACGCAAUUCUCAAAUAGGGAAUUGGCAGAAGAUAUAUGGGAAAAUGGCGAUCGAUUUAUUGAACUAAUGAAUGCAUUAAUAGGAUUUUUGAGUGAUUCAGAACAGCAAAAUAAUGAAUUGAGAGAAGGAGCAGUAAUGCUACUUGGACAAUUGAUUAAUAAUCAACCUGAUUACACCAGGGGUCAGGAAAGAGAUAUAUUACGCAUUUUAUUAGAAUGUCGGGCUGAUUCAGCGUCGAAUAUAUGUGGACAUGCAGAUGAUACUUUAGAUAAUUAUAUUCAAAUAGUAGAUGCUAAUGUCGGAUUAUAUGCAUUAAUUGAUAUAAUGGAAUCGAGUUUAUUUAACACAUUUGGAAGCGUACCAUUACCUGGUAAUAGCCCUUCACAAUUCGGCUCAAAGACAAGCAUGAAAGGGUCUGCAUUUGUAGUUUUAUCAAAAUUGGUUAAAAGGUUCGAUAAGAGGUCAUUAGAAAGACAAGUUGGACGUGUCGUACCGUUAGCUAUUAAGGGAUUUAGUGAUCCAAAACCUGAAAUUCGAAAAUCAGUAGUCGAUUCACUUGUUGCAAUAUAUUCAAUAAUAGGGGAUGACAAUACAUUGUUCCAGUAUCUUGGUAGUUUAAACGCGGCUCAACUAAACCUUCUAAACUAUUAUUUUGAUAAAAGUCGAAAACAGCGAAGAGCCACAUCAUCACCUGGACGAGGAGUUCGCGUAUAA